Ruditapes philippinarum (Manila clam) is the source of this 963-nucleotide messenger RNA. RefSeq lists its product as uncharacterized. The record is from RefSeq and is a predicted model, not a curated record. The transcript is spliced from 3 exons. Bases 1 to 963 code for a protein of 320 amino acids. Lineage: Eukaryota; Metazoa; Mollusca; Bivalvia; Venerida; Veneridae.
AUGGAAACUGAUGAGGAUGUUCCUAAAGAAAUGUAUGAUAGUUUCUCAGCCAGAAAAGAAAUGCAAAGGACUCGUGCAGAUCCUAGAAAUGCUUCAGCAAGACAGGAGACGCAACUCGAAUGCAGUGCGGCUCAAGUUAUUCAAGGAUUUGCACUUACGCAUGCUAAUUACACUCAAGCAGUCGAUUUACUGAAGGAGAGGUUCGGACAGUCUCAUAUAAUCAUUCAUGCGUAUAUCCAGGCGUUACUAAAUCUGCCAGCCCCGAACAAUACUCUACACAGUAUGAGAAAUUAUAUCGACAAAUUAGAAGCUCACAUCCGUGGAUUGAAGUCCCUAGGCCAAUUUCAAAAUACUUAUGGAACCCUUUUAGUACCAGUCAUUAUAGAAAAACUUCCGGCAAAAAUUUGCAAGAGUUUAGCACGAGAAAAUGACAGCGAUAAGCGGUUUUUAGAAACUUCACGAAGAGCGUUAUACCGUGAACUGAAUAUCAUGGAGGCCGGGCAGACUACAGAUGAUUUAACAUGUUAUAGAACUACAGCGUCGUUUUUCACGGGCACGAGACAGAAAACAGGAAUCGGAAGUCAUGUGACAUGGAAUUCCGCACGAAAAACGUUUGAUGACCAGGAACAGUGUAUAUUUUGCAACGAAUGUCACAAUACCAAAAACUGUGCAAACGUAACUGAUGUGAGAGCUAGAAAAGACAUUAUAAGAAAUAAGCAUUUAUGUUUUAAUUGCUGGAAUAUUCACCACCAAGUCAUUAACUGUCCAUCAAACUACAGGUGUUUCAAAUGUAGAAGAAAACAUCACACUAGUAUAUGUGAUAGUAGUCCAGAUUCAAAUCUAAAUAUCGGUGCUAGCGAGUCAACCCGAUCUUCAACCGAAUAUCAACCCACAAAUCAAGCACAGAUUGCAAUUUUGCAAUCAAGCGCCGCACAUGAAGCGUUCAUAGAUUACGACACGUAG